Molecule: messenger RNA, 2129 nt
Organism: Lingula anatina
Lineage: Eukaryota; Metazoa; Brachiopoda; Lingulata; Lingulida; Lingulidae
Product: equilibrative nucleobase transporter 1
Source: RefSeq, a predicted model, not a curated record
UGAGUUCAUAUUGGUCGAUCCUGCUGAUCAGCUGAAGCUUCAGCUUGUAUAUAUCCUUUUCCCUUUGGUGUACUUGAUCGCGAUAUGAAGUUUAUUUUAUUUUAUUUGGUUCACCUAUAUUACCGCUACUAUUUCCCCGUCGUUCAUUCCCUCCAGCAUGGCCGCGGGACUAGUGUUACGGAGCAAAUAUGACGUCACUGUAAUGGGUUAUAUUGCUAUUAGAUAUCACGCAAGCCCUUCACAUUAGGACUAUACACUCGUAUAUAGGGCCUAUCUUCAGCCACAAGAUGACCUCGACGUACGAGUAUUCACGUUUAUACAAGAUCUUAGCGGCGACUCUGGUGUCCUUGGAGGUGAGCAUCUACAGCGUUAGCAUGGUGGGUUGGCAGUCUUUGGUAUACGUGUUCAGGGACGCUUAUUUCUACUCUCAUCUCUGCACGAACGCGUCGGCGGACUUAAACAGGUCGACGCAAGAGGAUUUUGAUACGCUCGUCUCCCACGAGUGUCGCGAGCAAGAGGAGAUGUUGAAUCUCGUCUUCACGGUGACGGUGCUACUUCAGGUUGCCAUGCCGCUGCUUGGGUAUAUCUAUGAUCAGUUCGGAUGUGUGUGUGCUCGGGGUAUUAGUAUAACAUUAACCGUGGGCGGGGCACUACUGAUGGCCAUGGCAGAACCAGGGGCAGAAUGGUUACUGUUUCCCGGGGCGUCCUUCCACUAUCUAGGGGGGGCCAUGUUGCUCUCCACUGACAUCACCAUGCCCCUGUUAUACCCAACCAGAAAGACGACGCUGCGUUCCUUUCUCUACGGAGCGGCCAGCAUGAGCGCGUUCAGUUUGUUGCUGGUGAAGCUUGCCUAUGACGGUGGGAUUCACUACCGUUCUUCCUUGAUAUGCUUUGCUGCAGUCACGUUCCUCAUCGCUGUUCCAACAACUUUCUUCCUCCCCCCGAGACAUUAUGACCACAAGAAGGGCAUCCAAUCACAAAGCGACUCCAAAUUACAAACGUGUACGUUUGCUGUGUGCAAAUGCUUCUAUGCGCAGUCGGAAUCACAUGUGAAAGAAAAUGAAAACCCUGAUACAGAAGAGAACACUGUCAGUCUCAUUAAGGUCUCGUCACAAAACUCCUAUGAAAAAGUCCUACAGGGUGGAAAUAUAAAAAGUGGUGACGUAAAAGAAGAUGAUGGCGUCACUGCCACGUCACGCGUUGUCGGCAACGAAACAUCUUUCCUGUCAAUUAUAAAAGAACCCUUGUUUUGGUGGUCGGAGCUGUGGUUUGCAGGCAAUAUUUUAUUGGUGACGCUUUACUUUGGCAGUUUCAAUGCCAUUAUAGACUAUCGGUCCAACAAGAAUAUCCAGCAAGUGAGUCUGUAUACGGACGUGGUGGGGUACGUACAGCUGGUGGUCAGUAUGCCUGCCUCAGCAGCCUUGGGGUAUUUAGUGGACAGACAGCAGAGGGCAGAUGCCACACAUGCUGACCCAAAGACGUAUAUCCCCUCCUUUCUCAUCGGCAGUGUGUCGGGGUUGAUAGUUUGGAUACUGUGUGCCGUCCCUAACCUCGAGGUACAGUUCGUAGCCAUGGUGUUCCACUGUGUGCUUAGAUCGGGAGUUUUCGGAAUCCAAACGGCAUUCGUUGCAUACGCAUUUCCAAUAGCACAUUUUGGCAAAAUCUACACACUCCAGAGGGCGCUGAUGGCGGUGUUUGGUGGGCUCCAGUACCCACUUUUUCAUUGGUAUAAACAGAAACUUCACAGCGACCCUCUCUACUUUAGUUUGCUGUUGGUUGGAGUAUCUUGUCUCACGUUCGGACUGCCAGUUUAUGUGGCAAAGGUGAAGGUCAAAACCGAGAAAGAGGCUAGCGAAGAUGACGCCAUUCAAAUGAAACUCACAGAGGAGACUAGUGACGUGCACGCUUGAAAUUUAAAACUUUCCGCCAACGUAUCUAACACGUGCAGUGUUUAACUCCAUUUUCGGAACACAUUCAUAAAAAAUCACGUGGCUUUCUGCGUUCUCUUGCCAUUAUUGGUAUUUGCAUCAGGCAUGAAAGAGGGCACCAGUUACUUUUACGAGAGAUUUUGUUUACUUCUCAUAUCUAUCGCCAAGCGGGGGUUUUAAAUAAACAUACGGGUAUUUGAA